Molecule: messenger RNA, 2123 nt
Organism: Pocillopora meandrina
Lineage: Eukaryota; Metazoa; Cnidaria; Anthozoa; Scleractinia; Pocilloporidae
Source: the annotation of a GenBank genome assembly
AUGCAAUCGCACUGUGAUACCAAAGACUUCCUGUGUCUGUACUUGUCUGGUAAUUUCUUGAUGUAUUUCACAUAAUUAUGACACGGCAGUCUUAGCUAUAGAGCUUAUCACUGGUUACAAAGUUAAUGAGUUCUGAACUCCUUAAGGGAGGCACAGGUUCCUGAUAUCAUUAAGGAGUGGAUCAUAGGUUACCAUAUUCUACCCUGAUGGCUGGCCUCAGGUUCGACCUUGAACGAUUAUAAAUUUUGUUUUGGUCCAGUCGCCCCAGUGCUUCCCCCAGCUCUCGCUCGGCAACCGUGAAGUUCGUGCCAUGUCCAUGUAUAUCUCUUAAGGCUUCCCUCUGAGGCUGACAAAACUCAGAUACGCACAGUUAAACGAGACUGUUUCCGAAGUGUGCGCGACUUCGAUGCGCAAUGCUCUCCUGGUUAGGCAUGAAAACAAACGUCCGUAACGUUUCACCUGAUUGCGACCUAUUUUAACAAAGAGGAGGCCAAAUUAGUCCAUGCCCACAAGAGUAAAUGGUUGAUCUGUCGGAGCGACUCGUGUGGCGUAAUACAAUGUAUUAUCUAUACUCCAAUAAUGCUUCAUGUAUUCGAGGUUAACUCUUCAAUCCUCUGAUAUCCAUUAUUUCGAGUAGUUUCUCUUGUUUUAACGUUACUCUCUCAUCUCAUGGCAUAUUGAUCGUCAUUUCCUUUUAGAGAUUAGAUGAGAUGUGUGGUGCGCUAGUCACUGCACUCGUACCAUUCUCACGUUUCACUAAUAUUUCCGAUUAAAAAAAUAUAUAUAUGUAUUUAAAAAAAACCAAUUGCUCUAGUCGAGUGCAAGACCAGAUUUCAGUUUUAGCAUGAGAUGUGUAGUCUGCUAGUCACUUACUCGUAACAUUUUACUAAUACUUCGGGUUAAAAAAACAACUGCUUUAGUCGAGCACAAGACCCAAUUUCAGUUUUAGCAUAAUCUAUAAAAAUAUCGUUGGCUUUCAUAAAUGAUUGAGUUUUGUAGUUUUAUUUUAUAUUUGCUUUCAGUUAACUCCAAUAAAAUGAAUUAACAAAAUAAAUUUAUAGAGCACCAGCACCCUUUCCACUUUUGGCAUAGAUUAGGUUUCUGAAGAUAUAUUGAGUCACAUUCCAAAGCCUCACCACAAGAAAAAUUUGAGAUUCUGAUUUGAGCUAGACCUAAUCAAGGGUCAGCCUUGAUAAUUGAAAAAAAUACCGUUUUCAACUCUCACAUUUCCUCCAUUUCAUUGUUUAGACGAAUUGAUUGGAUUUUUUUCCUCGAUUUCUAAGUGUUAUGUUAAGUGCUUUAACACAGCACGAACAUUUUGCCAAUUUUUAUUUAUCGAAAAAAAAAAUGCUCUAUCCGCCACUUUAGGCGUUCAUAGGGGUAGGAUUGACAUGCAAGUGAGGAAUGGUGACCUAAUUUGCAAGUAUGUGUCAUUCAUCAGCAAAUUCUCAGGAGAUGGAACUCCCAUCAGAAUAUUUACUCCAAUUAACCAUGGAAAUAAAUUAUCAGGGAUCCGUGAGUUAGCUUUCAUUUGGAUCGAGGCCUGUAUCGUACAAAGUGGAAAAAACUUAGAGGGUAACAGCAUUAUGAUUGAUUGGUUUGCAUUCCAAGGAUGCAAUCAGGAGUAUCUCAUGCCCAAGCUAUUUUCAGUCUUUCCACGAUUGGAUCACACUGCAAUCGGGUUAAAUUCACUCAGGCAUGGAUAAUUAAAGCAUAAUAGUCUCUCAACGUCCUGUGUCUUGUGUCUUGUGUCUUGACUCCUUCCGCUAAGAACACCUUUCGUCCUCCCUUUCUUAACUAGUUUCUAAGAAAAACAAAGAACCCUUUCAAUUCGUUUUAUCGUUUUUCUUUCUUAUCUUCCUGUUUCUUCUGGAAUUUCAUUAUUUCAUUCUGUAUUUCUUUAUAAGGUUUUUAGUUUCUAAAGUAUCCGCGUCAACAGUACUUCCCAUCUUUGCAUUUGCAGUAUUUGUUUUGUCGUUUCCUUUAUCUAUGAUCAUUCAUCUAUUUUUCUUUUUUAUUUCUUUUUGAUUAGUCGUUUCAUCGAUACCCAAAAUUCACGUGACUUUGCAACAUGGUACUUUAAACCAAGUUCAGGACGCAAACGUCUCCACGAAUUAUUUUGA